AUGGAUGAAGAUGGACUAUACCAUUUUGAAGGGCCAUCAACGUCGGGUACUUCGACUAAACGCGGUAAAAGCAACCAAAUUAUAUCAUCACGAGUACGAGAAAGAGAACGAGGACAAGUACAAGGACAAGGACAAGGACAAGGACGAGGACAAGGACGUGGACGAGGACAUGGGCAAGGACAGCGCCGGGAACUUGGACAAGGACUGGAACAAGGACGUGAACGAGGACAUGGGCAAGGACAGCGCCGGGAACAUGGACAAGGACGGGAACAAGGACGUGAACGAGGACAAGGACAAGAACAGCGCCGGGAACAUACAACGGACAAGGACGGGAACAAGGACGGGAACAAGGACGAGGACAAGGACGAGGACAAGGACGAGGACAAGAACGUGGACGAGGACGGGGUACUUUAA
Molecule: messenger RNA, 414 nt
Organism: Parnassius apollo (apollo)
Lineage: Eukaryota; Metazoa; Arthropoda; Insecta; Lepidoptera; Papilionidae
Source: the annotation of a GenBank genome assembly